AUGGAAUUCGAGACAUUUCAUACAAUCAAGUCAUCCAAAGACGACUUCUCGGAUCACGGACUGUACAAGUCCCGAUCACUGAGACAGAAGAAAGUUGAAAAUGAAGCGUUCUUCUCCAAACCAGAAGCUCCCAUGUCGUUUUCGCUUAAUGAUUCGAUGCAGAACUACUUCACUGCUUCAGAGACAAAACGCAACGGUUUUGUCGUUAUCUCCAAUGAUCCAUAUACUGAACGGUCGUUCACUCCAACAAAGCCAAAUAUGGCUUCCAAGUUCGGGACCAUAACUAGAGUACCGAGUACCAACGUUGGACUUCCACCGCCGAAGUUCCAAAGUCUAUUUGACGCCCCCACAGCUGCUCAGCAGACGCCGAUACUGUCUCCACUGGCCAGGAACACACGCUCGUCUUCGUUUGCCAUGGCUUCCUAUCCGUUUGGCGAGCGUCCUCCAAUGCGUCCAGUUUUGCAACCGUCAGUGCUUCCUCAACCGCAACUAAAUCCUUAUCAGCCAGAACCGUCCACUGUACCAGCACCCACUACACAGUUAGAGACCAGCAAGAGCAUCCGUAACCGGCGCAAGUCUGUGUCGACGUUCAUUGCCCAGCUGUUUGACAAGUUCUCUCAAAAGAAAGACGAAAUGCCCAAGAGCGCUCGUUCCAUCAAGUCGGUGAAGAGCUAUAAUUUCCUGAGCCAGAGCGCGGAUAUUUACAACGACAUCAUCGACGACUACAACGACGUGUCCAAUCUGGAGCGCGGCCGUUCUUUAGUACGCCGCCCAGCAAGAAAUCGGAGCACGUCGACUCGAAUUCGUCGCGAGGGCUCGUUUGGCUCCGAGCUCCGCUCUUUCGACAACAGCGACUACAAAACAGACAAAGACUUGCUCCCGACUGGGUACAUAUAUGACGAAGCUACUAAUACGCCGUUCUACAAAGAUGUGGCUGAACCGGAGGACUCAAACAGCUCCAUUAAUACAAAGACCACAACGUUGCGGCGAUUACGUGCUGAUCUGGACAAGUGGUGGAGAAGCAAGACCUUGACCCGGGCACGUAAGCGACACCACCACGAUGUGGCUGGCGGGUUGCAACCGAACUCCGCCGAGCUUGUUUACGAAAAGACCGGAUUUGAAGCUACCAGCACGCCGGUGAAGGAGUACAGAGAAGGUCAGGAGGUCCUGAUGUCCAAGGACAAGUAUGGUAGCGCUGUGCGGAACGUGAUCGAGACUCGGAUCCUGGUGGUGGAGAACGAGCCAAACAUGGAGGAAGUCCUGCGGCAGGGCAAGACUGCUGCCGAAUGGUUGAAAGCCGAUCUGAUCAAUCUGAUCCAGAACGGUAACCUGAAGAUCUUCAAAGAGAAGAGCGGACGCAACUUCAUCACGAUCGAGGUGACAGAUUUACCUGAGCUUUGA
This is a messenger RNA of Ogataea philodendri, 1401 nucleotides long. RefSeq lists its product as uncharacterized. Lineage: Eukaryota; Fungi; Ascomycota; Pichiomycetes; Pichiales; Pichiaceae. The transcript has a single exon. The record is from RefSeq and is a predicted model, not a curated record. Bases 1 to 1401 code for a protein of 466 amino acids.